Molecule: messenger RNA, 1599 nt
Organism: Panicum virgatum (switchgrass)
Lineage: Eukaryota; Viridiplantae; Streptophyta; Magnoliopsida; Poales; Poaceae
Product: glyoxylate/hydroxypyruvate reductase HPR3-like
Exons: 2
Coding region: 435-1397 (320 amino acids)
Cellular component (GO): cytosol
Molecular function (GO): NAD binding; hydroxypyruvate reductase [NAD(P)H] activity; glyoxylate reductase (NADPH) activity
Source: RefSeq, a predicted model, not a curated record
UGCUCUGUUCUGCCCCCGAGGAUUGGAUUCGGGCUGUUGGGGGCGGUGGAUCUGGUCCCACUAAGCAGAGCAGGCCCGCACGUUUGCCGUAGGAUCGCGUGCCAACGGCCAUCGCGCAUCUGAAUAAAGUAGUAGCCUUCAGCAUCAAGAUUUGCUGUUGCAGCCGAGCUGAAUAUGCUGUCAGUCAGUUCUUGAAAAUUGUUGACAAAACUUGUCCUGAUUCUUGCAAGAUCCAUGGCAUAGUCGACCAUUCGCAAAAGGGAAAAAACUUGUUGCAUAAUCGACCGUGAUUUUUUUAUGAAAGAAUCGACAACGAAUAAUUUAUCAGCCACCCACCCAUCACACCACCAUAAAGAAAAAGGACUUUGCGAUUGUCGCUUCUUUCCUCUCCAAAUCAGAGCCUGCCCUCUUACCUAUCCCAGCGGAACGGAAGGAUGUCGUCGCCGGCGACCAGCGCGAGGGCGGACGACCACAAGCCGCUGGUGCUCCUGGUGCAGCCACUGUUCCCGAACUUAGCCGCGGUGCUGGAGGGCCGGUACCGCUUGGCCCUGGCCGCGGACGCCGACGAGGCCACGGCGGGCGAGGCCAGGGUGCUGCUCGUGCCGGGGCUCAAGGAGGUGACCGCCGAGCUCAUCGGCAGGCUCCCGGCGCUGGAGCUCGUGGUGGCCACCUCCGUCGGGCUGGACCACGUCGACCUGGACGCCUGCCGCCGCCGCGGGCUCGCCGUCACCAACGCCGGGGACGCCUUCUCCGCGGACUCGGCCGACUACGCCGUGGGCCUCCUCAUCGCCGUGCUGCGCAGGAUCGCCGCCGCCGAGGCGUACCUCCGCCGCGGCAGGUGGGCCACGGACGGCGAGUACCCGCUCGCUACCAAGGUGAGCGGCAAGCGCGUGGGGAUCGUGGGUCUCGGCCGCAUCGGCUCGCAGGUGGCGCGGCGCCUCGCCGCCUUCGGGUGCCCCGUCGCCUACCACUCGCGGUCGCCCAAGCCGUCGUCGCCCUACAGGUUCGUCCCCACGGUGCGCGCCCUAGCCGCGGACAGCGACGUGCUGGUGCUGUCGUGCGCGCUGACGGAGGAGACGCAGCGCGUGGUGGGGCGGGAGGUGAUGGAGGCGCUGGGCAAGGACGGCGUGCUCGUCAACGUCGGCCGCGGCGGGCUAGUGGACGAGCUGGAGCUGGUGCGCUGCCUGCGGGAGGGCGUCAUCGGCGGCGCCGGGCUGGACGUGUUCGACAAGGAGCCGGACGUGCCGGCGGAGCUGCUCGCCAUGGACAACGUCGUCCUGUCGGACCACAGGGCCGUGUUCACGCCGGAGUCCUUCCGCGGGAUGCUGGACGUCGUCGCCGGAAACCUCGAGGCCUUCUUCGCCGGGAGGCCGCUGCUCAGCCCCGUCACGCUCUGAGCUCUGUGUGAACUCGGCCACACAGGACAGGGCUUCAGUUGCGAGGGGUUUGGAGUGGCUUGUACUUUUUUAAUCUUCUUUUUUCUAAUAAUAAAAGUUACAGCAAAUCUCUUGCCAUUUCCUUCAAAAAUUUUUUGGAAAACUUGUUUUCUUUAGCUGAAGUUGACGGAAAAUUUGACUUGAAGUAGAGGUUUUUGGUUUA